Diceros bicornis minor is the source of this 5740-nucleotide messenger RNA. It is a transcript of the gene KRABD3, whose product is annotated as KRAB-A domain containing 1. The record is from RefSeq and is a predicted model, not a curated record. Lineage: Eukaryota; Metazoa; Chordata; Mammalia; Perissodactyla; Rhinocerotidae. Gene Ontology annotation, biological process: regulation of DNA-templated transcription. The coding region runs from base 351 to 3707 and encodes 1118 amino acids. The transcript is spliced from 18 exons.
CCGCGGCCCGCGCCCCGGCCCCGCCUCCUCCUGCACCGACCUCGGCCGCCACCGUCGCUGUCGCCGCCGAGGGUCGCGGCGCUGCCUGCGGGCGGGGAGCGGGCGCCCCGGGCCGCGCCGGAAGCUGAGAGCGGAGGCUGAGCCCGGGAUGGCGCGCCAGGUGUACACCUGGAGACAUGGGCUGGGUCGCCAAGUUGACAGCUCGGCUAGCCUCGCUGGGAUGGAACUAGCCAACUCCCCUGAGGUUGUGCCCACAGGUGUCCAUCGCCUUCCAGGACCUGGCCGUGCGGUUCUCCGAGGAGGAGUGGCGGCUCCUGGGGGAGGGGCAGAGGGCGCUGUACCAGGACGUGAUGCGGGAGAACUAUGAGACGCUGGUCUCCCUGGGGACAGCUGAGCUGCUCCCCCUCUCUGCCUUCCUGUCCCCCACGGAGCCUGGAGGAGCCCUGGGGGGCGGGAGCAGUGCUGAGGAGGGGCAGGAGCCUCCUGGGGAAGGCCCCCCGGGAGGAGGGCCCCAGCACAGCCUGCACCUCACCGCCCUGGUGCAGCUGGUGAAGGAAAUCCCAGAGUUCCUGUUCGGGGAAGUCAGCCCCGAGAGCGGGGGCACCAGCCUGGAUGGGGAACGGGCCAGCCCCGAGGCAGCCAUGGCUGUGGAGACCUGCCCUCUCCGAGGCCUGCUCGGCUGCCGUCUGGACACGCCCUUCAGCCGGCCCAGCCUGGCCAGCACGCCCAGCAGCAGCUCAUCAUCCAGUGGCCCGUCCAGAGCCAGGGGGCAGGGAAGCCCUCUCCCCCUCAAAACUGCUGACAAACGGAGGCCAGAAGAGGAGGAAGGUCUAGGACCCCCUGGCGGGGAGCCCAGCCCUCCCACCUGUAGCCCUGGCAGGAAGAAGAGCCACAGAAAACAGGAGACAGCGACCACAGGGACAGGUGCCACAGGAGUCUCUCCUGGGAACAGCCCCUUGCAAGGCCUCAUCAACUGCCUGAAGGACAUCCUUGUGCCUGGGCCCCAGCAUCCUGAGGUGUCCCCGAGCUUACUGCCUCCUGUCCCUGGCCUGGGCGCAUCACAGCUAACCAGGGCAGAGCUGGGGCCUAGGAGCCUGCUCUGGGGAGUGAAGACAGAGGCAGCUUCCGGAGAUUGUCCUCUCCAGGGUCUGCUGAAGUGUCUGAAGGAGAUCCCAGAGGCCCAGCUCAGGCAUCCCAGCCCCUCAGGAGUCGGGGACCCUCAGCUGCAGGAGGACCCAGGGGCCCAGAAAGGGAGUUCUGGAGGGCCCAGACCCUUCCAGAAGCCUCCUCCCAGCCCUGGUCCUGGAGCGGGCAGCGUGCUCUCUGUGGUGAAGGUGGAGGACGACUGGGCCCAGGGCCCCCCAGUGCCUGCAUCCUGUCAGCUCAGCAAGCGGACACACAGCCCUGCUGCCACUGGUAGCCCAGGGGGCGAUGGAGACAUCAGAGGGCUCCGAGUGCCCAGCUGGCGCCCUGCGGCUCAAGCCGGCAGUGCCUCAAGCCCAGCCCUGGAAGCCCUGGAGGCCUGUCUGAAGGGCGUUCCCCUGAGCGGGUCGUUACCUCCCCAGCCGCCGGCUACCUCUUGGUCCCGGAGCCCCCAGCCAGGAGACCCCGGGUCUCAGAGGCCCAAGCUGCAGCCCCUUGGAUUACACAGCAAAGAGGUGACCGUGGGGCCUCUUCUGGCUCUGGGCCUGCAGGAUUGUGUGAGAGACAGUCCUGCCCUCCCCUCAGGCUCCCAUGGCACCCCUACCAGCUUCUCCUCGUCCAGCAGCACCGAUGAGGACCUGGAUUUCCAGAGCCCUGAGGGCAGCCAGGGACGUCCGCCUGGAAAAGGAAGCCCCGUGGGAAGCUCCCCGCUCCAGGGCCUGGAGAACUGCCUCAGAGAGAUACCUGUGCCCGGGCCUCAGCCUGUCUGGUCCUGGUCCUCGGCAGGGGACAGGGGGCCACGGAGAGCAGAGCCCAAGAACUGGACGGCAGACACGGGAGGGCUGAGGGGCGAGGCCUGUGAGCCAGCCCGUCUGGGACAGCAUGGUGGGGGAGCGCCCACCAGGAGUGUCCGGCUGGCCAGCCCACAUGUGCUCGCCUCUAGUAGCAUCCCCGCCUGCUGUCAGCGAGGGCCCAAAGACCACGGAGACACCAGGCCAGGACCGGGGAGGUGGCUCCAAGAUGGAGCGGCCACCAAGCCCUCCCCGCUCCACUGCCUGGAGAACUCUCUGAAGGGGAUCUUGCCUGGGAGGCCCCUGCGCUUCGCCUGCUUGGCUGGCCCCAGCCCUGGCCCUAGCCCCAGCCCCAGCCCCGGCUCCAGCUCCAGCUCGAGCUUCAGCAGCUCAGAGGGAGAAUACCCGAGGCUGGAGCCUGGGCUCUGGCGGCCGCUCCUGCAGGAGAGGGGCCGCCUUCCCAGCUGCAAGGGUCCUGGCCCUCCAUCCCCGCGCCCUAGCGGCCCCCACACUGACUGCAGCCCUGGUGAAGUUCCAAGGAGAGCAGAGCCUGGGGACCCUGGCGGUCUCAGUGCAGCAGGAAAAGCAGAAGAGAAGACAGGAUGCAGGUCCCAGUCGCCCUGGAGAGAAGUGUGUUUGGAGACCCCGGGCCAGCCUGGCCCCCUGGGCAGUGCCAGAGGAGAGGCUGCUGUGAAUCCUGGCCCUGCCGCUUGGCUAGAGAGAAGGCCUGGGCUGGGGCCCUGCCAGCCUCCUGGGUCAGUCCCCAGGUCCCUGUCCUGGAAGCCCAAGGUUGGUGAAGAAUCCAGGGGCCUGGGGCCUGGAAAUGGAAGACCAAGUGUUGCAGCAAGGAUCGACGGGAGACCGCUUCCCAGAGGCCUGCCUGAGCCACGCCCUGCGGCCCCUGUCCCUCUGGCUUUGCCACUUGCCUCCCCACGGCCGCCGUGCCCCUGUGGGAGUUCCCUGCAGCAGGAGCUCCGAAGCCUCAGCGCCGCCCUCUCAGAGAAGCUGGAUCGGCUCGCCGCAGCCCUGGCAGGCCUGUCUCAGGAAGUGGCCACCAUGAGGACCCAGGUGGAUCGGCUGGGGAGGCACCCUUGGGGCCCGGGGCCAAAGGGCCAGGCUUCCUGGCCGUGGGCCCUCCCCCGGGGGCCUCGCUGGGCUAAUGGUCCUGCUCACAGACACCUGCCCUACUGGAGACAGAAGGGCCCCAGCAGGCCGAAACCAAAGGUUCUGCGCGGCCAGGCGGACGGCUGCAGGGCUGGCAACUCCUCAGGCCUCUCCAGCAGGAGGCUCUGCCCGGUGCCUCCACUGCCUCCAGACGCCCCCCCAGCAGAACCUUCUGGGCCCAAUUCUAGCCCUUCGCAGCAGCCACUCUCCUCAGCAUGUAGCUGCUGCCCUGUGCUAACUGUGCACGCCCCCCUCGGAUACACUGGGGGCCACCAGACCCCCCCGCCCCCUUCAGUGCCUGCUGGCUUAGCCCCCCAGACCGCCUCUCCUGCAACCAGCGCAGACACACGGCCACUGGCUGCAGCAGCUGCACCAGCUGGGUCCCUGAACCGGCCUAAGGCUCCAAACAGCCUGUUGGCGGGGGUCCACAGAACCCUGCAUGAGGAACUGUGGGGUGGGGAACAUAGGGACCCAAGGUGGGGAGCCCCUAACCGCCUUCUUCACCAGCUCAGGCCUGCUCAGGAUGCCCCGCCCCUGGCCCCCUCUCCUCAGCGCAGUCCCGCCCCCUCACCCUGCUCCAGCAGAACCUUCCCCAUUUCUGGGCCAUGAGAGGGCUGGGAGUUCUGCCACUGGCCUGACCGCCCCCCUCCAGGUUGCUGUUUGCUCAGGGAGGCCGCCAUUUGGGGUCCAUCCUUCAGCCAUGCCGCUGGCCUUGCCUCAGGUUCAUUCAGAUGUUGGCCCCCUACUUCCCACCAGAACUGCCACAGCUGGUAGGCGUGUGGCGUGCAUACACGCGUGUGUACACAACGUGUGCCCGGGGCGCUCUGAGCAGCUGCAAAAGGGCCACGAGAGCCCCUCCUAACAUCUGCCCCUGGUCUCAGCGCUGAGGGGGCAUGGCUCUUGCCUCCCUGGUAACUGUGGGAGGUUUCCUUUGCGGGGAACUCUGCCCCGCGGUCUAAGCUGGGUUUACCUGUGUGGAUUCCAAAUGAAAGCAGUUGGUUGCUGAGGGAAAGGCCCUUGGUCCCUACAGAAAGCUCAGGGGGCCACACUGGGGCGUGGCUGAUUGGUUAUGCUGCCAGUACUGGGGACGAGUCUGCCUUCCCGACACCAUGGAGAGGAUUCGGCAGUCUCCCGUAAGGCUGGGGGAUCAGCUGCGGGAUGGAAUCUCCAUGUGACUCCUCAGGAGAGAGUGGCGCACAUUGUGUUGUGGUGGCACGUUGGGCCACCGUGACAAAGUACCACAGACGUUUACCCUCACUGUCCUGGAGGCCAGAAGUCCAAAGUGUCGGCGGGGUUGGUUCCUACUGAGGCUGCAAGGGAGCAUCUGUUCCGGGCCUGUCUCCUCGGCUUGUCAGUGACCGUCUUCAUGUUCACGUGGCAUUCUCCCUGUAUGCAUCUCCAGAUUUCCGCUUUGUAUAAGAACACCGGUCAUUUGGACUAGGGUCACCCUAAUGCUCUUACUUUAGAUUACUUGUGUAAAGAUCCUGUCUCCAAAUAAGGUCACAUUGUGAGGUCCUGCGGGUUAGGACCCUGACAUAUGAACUUGGGGUGGGGCACAGUUCAACUCAUAACACAUACGAGGGACUGGGCUAGCCUUCUUGGGUUCGUCUUGGGAGGAGAGGGUGUGACCAAAGUGUCACUAGGCCUGUUUCUUUCCUGGUGGCCAGAACGGCCUGCUCUGGGCCCUGCCCCUCAGAUGGCACUGGCAGUGUGUCCAGAACAGCCUGCUUAUUGCCUGCCCACCUGGUUUCCUUCCCCUGGGUCAGAGCUUUUCUGCCAAGUUAUGUUCCCACCUCGGUGCCUGCUUGAUUUGGGGGAUCUUCAGGACUGUCUGUGUACACGUGUUGUCUGGGAAAGACCGGCCUGGCAUCAGCGGGCACAGUCAGCUCUCCUGUCAGGGAACUGGGGUGGCAGUGCCAAGGUCUCAGCCACCUAGGGGCCCAGAAGGGGCUGGAGCCACGAUGGCUGCAGAAGCAGCGCCUUAUGGCUGCUGUGCCCCAUGUACCCCUAACGUCAGGGUCUUUGGGGACACACACAGGGCCCGGCCUGUGCCCUUCGCUGCAGCAGGCUACUGACACAGACCGUCACCAAGAGGGGGCGUUAAAAUGUUUUCAGGACUGGAGUAAGUCCCAAGAUGAGUCUUGGAAGCUAAUGUGUAUAAGAUCAUACAAGUAGGACAUUUAAGAUAAGCAGUCUUCAUGUCUGGCCGUACUUGAUAGAGAAUAAGGACAGGAAAGUUCUAGGCUUUCCACUGGUGGAGACCUCAGGAAGUGAGUCCAGCUCCUUUUCAAGCUGUGCAGGAAGCGCAACUGGGCAUGUUUCAGAGCCAGUAGAAAGGGUAGGACAGGCCUCUGGGACGAGAGGGAAGGCGGGUGCCUCCCCGGUGUGCAGGGGCCCUGGUGUGAGGAGGAGAGCUCUGUCCACCCGUGCUCAGCUCCUCCUCCCAUCCUGCCCCGGCUGGCCCGCCUUCUCCGCUCUUCUCGCCUUUCUCAGCCAGGGUAACAGGAGGUGGACUGCCACCUACCUUGUGUGGCUUUUUAAGGUUUUGUUUUGUGGAAUUUACAAAUAUCAGCCAUCACACAAACCCCAUGCAGCAGGCAUUCAGGAGCAAACGAGCUCGGAGGGUGUACGUAACUUGCACA